AUGUCGCCAGGGAGGAGACGGACCGCCAAAAUGCAUGGCUUAGUUGGAAAACCGUUGUUGUAUUUUACCAGCGUUUUCGUCUCAUUAGGCGUCUUUCUUUUCGGUUAUGAUCAAGGGGUCAUGUCAGGAAUCAUUACAGGCUGGUAUUUUAAGGACUAUUUCAAUCAACCAUCGCGCGCUGAAAUCGGCACAGCGGUUGCGAUCCUCGAAGUCGGUGCGCUCGUUUCGUCGCUGCUCGUCGGACGGAUUGGUGAUUUAAUAGGUCGACGUAAGACCAUUUUCUACGGCUCGAUAGUAUUUUUCAUAGGCGGUGGAUUUCAAACAUUCGCGACAGGGCUACCUAUGAUGAUGGUUGGGCGUGUCAUUGCAGGUUUAGGAGUUGGGGCGCUGUCGACAAUUGUGCCUGUGUAUCAAUCCGAAAUCUCGCCCCCGCAUAAUAGAGGGAAGUUGGCCUGUAUUGAGUUCACCGGAAACAUCUCGGGAUACGCAGCCAGCGUAUGGGUCGACUAUUUUUGCAGCUUCAUUGAUAGUAACUACUCGUGGCGCUUGCCAUUGCUAUGCCAAUGCAUUAUGGGGGCGCUCCUUGGACUUGGUAGUCUUGUGAUCUGUGAGUCACCCAGGUGGCUUUUGGAUAACGACCAUGAUGAAGAAGGCAUGGUAGUCAUUGCAAAUCUUUACGGGAAAGGUGAUAUACAUAACGAUAAAGCGAGACAGGAGUACAGAGAAAUAAAGAUGAACGUCCUCCUUCAACGACAAGAAGGCGAGAGAUCCUACGCUGAUAUGUUCAGGCGGUACCGUAAACGCGUCCUGAUAGCAAUGUCGGCACAGGCAUUGGCGCAGCUUAACGGGAUCAAUGUAAUCUCAUAUUACGCGCCUCUUGUCUUCGAAUCGGCAGGAUGGGCAGGCCGCGCUGCCCUCCUCAUGACAGGUAUCAACGGGCUCUCCUAUCUCGCGUCCACUAUUCCGCCAUGGUAUCUUGUGGAUCGUUGGGGAAGGCGGCCAAUCUUGCUUUCUGGCGCAAUUGCUAUGAUAAUAUCUCUUUCUCUGAUAUCAUACUUUAUUUACAUUGACAUCGCAGCAACUCCGGCAUUAACAGUCAUCCUCGUCAUGAUAUAUAAUGCCGCAUUUGGUGCAUCAUGGGGUCCCAUACCCUGGCUUUAUCCACCCGAGAUCCUUCCGUUGAGUAUUCGUGCAAAGGGCGCCAGUCUCAGCACAGCAUCAAAUUGGGCAUUCAAUUGGCUUGUUGGUGAGGUUACUCCUGUCCUUCAGGCUGUCAUAAAAUGGCGGCUUUAUCUUGUGCAUGCCUUUUUCUGUGCGUGUAGCUUUGUGCUAGUUUAUUUCCUCUAUCCGGAGACUAGCGGUGUUCGCCUGGAAGACAUGAAUGCUCUAUUUGGAGAUGCGACUACUACCAUGCCAACACCAGCCACCCAAGGGGAACAAGGCUCAUUAAUGGGAGCUGGGUCUCCUGUCUCGUCGCUCGAUAUCCGGCGCCAGCACGGGCAAUUUGGACCUGAAAGUGCCAUUCCCGGUUUAGAUAUCAAUCCUCCAAGCCUACCUCAUGCUGACAGCGGCAAGCCUAGCCAUUCUGCCUCUCAGGAAGACAGCGGCAGAAGAACAGAAGGUAUUGGUGGCUGGAUAUCUAACAUGAUCAAUCACCACAAAGGGUCGGGGUCGAAGGUACAUGGUAGUCAGUACAGACGUCUUGAGCAAGAAGAACAAGAUGAGUAG
Aspergillus ruber CBS 135680 is the source of this 1728-nucleotide messenger RNA. RefSeq names its product putative MFS monosaccharide transporter. Bases 1 to 1728 code for a protein of 575 amino acids. Gene Ontology annotation, biological process: carbohydrate transport; transmembrane transport. Gene Ontology annotation, cellular component: membrane. The transcript is spliced from 6 exons. NCBI's taxonomy places the organism in Eukaryota, Fungi, Ascomycota, Eurotiomycetes, Eurotiales, Aspergillaceae. The record is from RefSeq and is a predicted model, not a curated record. Gene Ontology annotation, molecular function: carbohydrate:proton symporter activity.